AAAAAAUUAGUUUUGUUCGCUCUCUCAAUUAGUCACUCAAAACAAAGCUCACACCUUUCUUCUUUCCCACAAAACCAUUUUUCUAUUCUUCACUUAUUUCCCAUUCAACAAACACUCUUUUCUCUUUCACCCUUCUCUUAUCUCUUCCUAAAGUUUCCAUCUUUCUUCCAUUUUCUCUCACCCCUCUUUUUCAUUUUUCAUUUUCAUUCAACUUUUCUCAAACGGAUUUUCACUGCAAAUCAACUUUAAAGAAUCUCAACUCAACAUAAACUGGUGGAAAUAUUCAAUGAUGAAGUUUGAAAGUGCUAGAGAGCUACAUGACCUAAACAUUGGAACCUAUAUAUUAUCAUGUGAGGGAUUGAUUGUAUAGUUUCCUGUUGAAAAUUGAAAUAGAAAGCAAAGGGUCCCAAGAUAUACUGUUUGUGUAUAGGAAAUUAGGAAUCUUUUGGUGGAAUUUUCCUUCUAUUAGUGAUUUUCUUGGUAGUAGAGCCAGCUAAAUGGAUCCAAAACACACGCAUAACUUUACCUUUUUUGAAGGUGUUUCUUUUCAUCUAUUUUGACUUGGCUUUGUGAUUUGAAACUUGAAGGCACAAAAAGCAAAGCUAGUGUGAUAUGAAAGGGUGAGUGAGGUGCAUUUUGAACUUGAAGGGGGGUCUGCUACAAACAACUGUGAUAACAUCUUCUCUUGCUUUCUGAGCCACAAAAGGGGUAGGCUAAUGGUUUUUGAGACUUGAAUUGAGAGUUAAAGCUUUUUGGCGAGGUAGUUUUUGUGGCGUUGUUAUUCGUGGCGAUGAGUCGAGAGCAGCCGAAGAGGGGGAAGCAAGAGAAAAGUUGUGAUGGUGCUGAGAAGGUUAUUGUUGCUGUUAAGGCGUCAAAGGAAAUUCCAAAGACGGCUCUUGUUUGGUCAUUGACUCAUGUUGUUCAACCUGGUGAUUGCAUUACACUGCUUGUUGUUGUUCCUUCUCAAAGUUCAGGUAGAAGAUGGGGUUUUCCUAGAUUUGCUGGUGACUGUGCCAGUGGUAUUAAGAAGUAUCCUCCAGGAACAAUUUUAGAGCAAAAAAGUGAUAUUACUGAUUCUUGCUCUCAGAUGAUCCUUCAGCUCCACGAUGUCUAUGAUCCGAAUAAGAUAAAUGUGAGGAUUAAAAUUAUUUCUGGAUCACCUUGUGGAUCAGUGGCCGCAGAAGCCAAGAAAGGACAAGCCAGUUGGGUUGUUUUAGACAAACAUCUCAAACAUGAGGAAAAGAGAUGCAUGGAAGAGUUGCAGUGUAACAUUGUUGUUAUGAAGCGUACUCAACCGAAAGUGCUUCGUUUGAACUUGAUUGGAGCACAAAAGAAGGAAGUUGAAGAAGCUGGUACAUCACAUUCUGAGCAAGAUGAUAUGCCUGAAAAGCAAACCGAAAACAAGAUGGAUUCUUUAGUAGAUUCUAUCAAAGGACCAAAUGUUACUCCAACUAGCAGCCCUGAGUUAGGGACACCAUUCACCGCUACUACUGAAGCUGGCACUUCAUCAGCUUCAAGCUCUGAUCCUGGAACUUCACCGUUCUGUAUCCCAGAGAUGAAUGGUGAGAGGAAGAAAGAAGAAACCAUUAAGGAAAGUCAAGAACUUUGUGAUACUAAUUCAGACACAGAAAGUGAAAGUCUGUCGACGGCUUCGGCUAGCUUUAGGUACCAGCCGUGGAUCACGGAAUUGCUUUUACAUCAACAAUCAUCUCAACGCAACGGAGAAAGAUCAGAGGCGUAUCAUGGUAUGCCUCAAGCAACUACAACCAAAGCUUUGCUAGAAAAGUAUUCUAGGCUUGAUAGAGGAGCGGGAAUGGAAAUGUCGGCAGCAUAUAGAAAUGACUCGGAUUUUAGUGGUAAUUUAAGAGAAGCAAUAGCGUUAUCAGGAAAUGCUCCACUUGGUCCACCUCCAUUGUGUUCAAUGUGCCAACACAAGGCACCUGUUUUUGGAAAACCUCCAAGGUGGUUCAGCUAUGCUGAGUUGGAACUCGCUACCGGUGGAUUUUCACAUGCCAACUUCUUGGCGGAAGGAGGGUAUGGAUCGGUUCAUCGAGGGGUUCUACCAGAAGGACAAGUCAUUGCUGUCAAGCAACAUAAAUUGGCUAGUUCGCAAGGUGAUGUCGAAUUUUGCUCUGAGGUAGAAGUCCUGAGCUGUGCUCAGCACCGAAAUGUUGUUAUGCUGAUUGGAUUCUGUAUAGAGGAUAAGAGAAGGCUUCUUGUUUACGAGUACAUAUGCAAUGGAUCAUUGGAUUCACAUUUAUAUGGGCGGCAAAGGGAUCCUUUAGAAUGGUCCGCACGGCAGAAAAUUGCUGUUGGAGCUGCUCGCGGGUUAAGGUAUCUUCACGAAGAGUGCAGAGUUGGUUGUAUCAUCCACCGCGACAUGAGGCCAAACAACAUUCUCAUAACUCAUGAUUUUGAACCUCUGGUUGGUGAUUUUGGAUUGGCAAGGUGGCAACCUGAUGGAGACAUGGGUGUGGAUACUAGAGUAAUUGGAACAUUCGGGUAUUUGGCUCCUGAAUAUGCUCAAAGCGGCCAAAUCACCGAAAAAGCUGAUGUUUAUUCCUUUGGGGUGGUAUUAGUGGAGCUUGUUACCGGUAGAAAAGCUGUCGAUCUCACUCGGCCAAAGGGACAACAGUGUCUUACUGAGUGGGCCCGGCCACUAUUAGAAGAAUAUGCCAUUGACGAACUGAUUGACCCGAGGCUUGGACGUCACUAUUUAGAACAUGAGGUCUAUUGCAUGUUGCAUGCUGCUUCAUUAUGCAUAAGGAGAGAUCCUCAUUGUAGACCACGAAUGUCACAGGUUCUCCGAAUUCUAGAGGGCGACAUGGUGAUGGACACAAAUUACAUUUCUACUCCAGGCUAUGAUGUUGGAAACAGGAGCGGUCGCAUUUGGUCAGAGCCACUGCAGAGACAGCAUCAUUACAGUGGUCCCCUCUUAGAAGAUUCAUUGGAGUCAUCAUUCAGUGGAAAACUAUCUCUUGACAAGUACAAACCUCCUUCCUAUUGGGAUAGGAGUAGGGACAAGCCUAUAAGGGCCUCAUCUGAAGAUGAUAUUUGAAGCAAAGUGGUUGAUCAUGAAAAUCGAAUUAUAAUUAUGCUAAAUAUGUUUGCUGUUAGUUAUUACUCUCCUAUUUUUGUUCUAUUUUUUUGCAUUAGGAAGUGUCGGUGUUACAUAGAUAUCUGUGUAUAGCAGAGUGAGAGUGAAAGUGAAAGUUGCAUAAGUAAAAUAUAGAAGCUUUUGAAUUUGUUUAGAGAAAUUAUGUAAAACUAGUGCUUCAAUGAACUUAAUUGAUUACACUGGAGAUAUUUGUAUGGUCUCUACAAAUGGAUGAAAUUGAAAUAGCUUUUUCUGUAA
Molecule: messenger RNA, 3355 nt
Organism: Lathyrus oleraceus (garden pea)
Lineage: Eukaryota; Viridiplantae; Streptophyta; Magnoliopsida; Fabales; Fabaceae
Product: inactive protein kinase SELMODRAFT_444075
Exons: 11
Coding region: 791-3058 (755 amino acids)
Biological process (GO): protein phosphorylation
Molecular function (GO): protein kinase activity; ATP binding
Source: RefSeq, a predicted model, not a curated record